AUGACAAUGGUGAACGACGCUAAAGAUAAACGAUCUUCUAAGUCUUCGAAAUCGAGCGCUAAAAAAAGCACUCCAAGAAAAGCACACAAGCGGAAGGAACAACCCGAAGAUUAUCAGGAAAUAGUGCCUGUGAAAGAUCCAAAAAUUGACCGGAGCAAAUCUUGCCCAUAUCUUGACAAAAUUAACAGAUCUGUCUUGGACUUUGAUUUUGAAAAGCUGUGUUCAGUAUCUCUAUCACAUAUCAAUGUAUAUGCGUGUCUUGUUUGUGGGAAAUACUUCCAAGGCCGAGGACCUAACACCCAUGCUUACACACACAGUGUGUUCGAGGGACACCAUGUGUUUCUCAACCUGCAAACUCAGAAGUUCUACUGUCUGCCUGAUAACUACGAGAUUAUGGACUCCUCACUCGAAGACAUCAUAUAUGUGCUGAAUCCAACCUUCACUGAGGACCACAUAAAGACCCUUGAUGCCAACCCAAAAAUGUCUCGAGCUUAUGAUGGAGCAACCUAUCUACCAGGAAUUGUGGGUUUGAACAACAUCAAAGCAAAUGAUUACUGCAAUGUGGUGCUUCAGGCCUUAUCACAUGUGGUGCCGCUAAGGGAUUAUUUUCUUCAAGAGAGUAAUUACAAGUGUAUUAAGCGGCCUCCUGGGGACCAAGCCUUCCUUCUUGUUCAGCGGUUCGGGGAACUGUUGCGAAAACUGUGGAACCCUCGCAACUUCAAGGCUCACGUCAGUCCCCAUGAGAUGUUGCAGGCUGUGGUGCUGUGUAGCAAGAAGCGGUUUCAGAUCACAGAGCAAGGUGACCCAAUAGACUUUCUGUCCUGGUUGUUGAAUGCUCUGCACUCUGCUCUGAAUGGAACAAAGAAACUGAACAGCAGUGUUAUUAACAAGACGUUCCGUGGCCGAAUGAAAGUCUACUCCAGAAAGGUUCCUCCACUUGAUAUGAAAGAAGAAGAGAAAGAGGCAUUAAUGCGAACACCGGAAUACCAAGAGAUUUUGGAAGAAAUACCAUGGCUGUAUUUGACCUGUGACCUUCCACGACCUCCUUUGUACCCUGAUGAGUUACGCGAGAACAUCAUCCCACAGGUGCCAUUUGCGACAUUGUUGUCAAAAUUCAAUGGCAUCACUGAAAAGGAGUAUAAGACACACAAAGACAGUACCUACAAGAAAUUUGAACUGACGCGGUUACCUCCGUACAUCAUCAUAUACAUCAAGCGGUUUAACAAGAACUACUUUGUUCAUGAGAAGAACCCAACAAUUGUAAACUUCCCUAUCAAAAACAUUGACUUUGGCGACAUGCUGUCUCCAGAGAUACGGUCUAAACACCGGUUCACGACAUAUGAUCUUGUGGCCAACAUCAUCCAUGAUGGAGAACCAGGUUGCGGAAAAGGAACGUUCAGGGGACAUAUUCUCCACAAGGCCACUGGUAAAUGGUAUGAAUUGCAAGAUCUGCAUGUUUCUGAUAUUCUACCACAGAUGAUUACAUUGUCAGAAAGUUACAUUCAGAUCUUUGAAGUCAGAAGGGACAUCCCUAACCCUGCUUAUGAGAAACCAGUGUCACAGGAUUCAGAAAUACCAGUGGUUGAAAUGGAGGAUAGUUGAUGUCAGUUACAUGUAGAGUACAUAGGUACAAUUCAAACUACAAAGUGGUUGAGAUAUUGAAUAAUUGUCAAUGAAAAUAAUAGGUAUUCCCCCCCCCCCCCCCCCAAAUUACUAUUAUCAAGUGGAAGAAGGUAUUUGUCUGUUUGCUCGUUUUAUUUCCUACAAAGUUGAACAUUGUGGUCCAGACAAUAUACUCUAGAGCAAAAAAUAUUGGUGAUUUUAAAAUAAAAAAUAUUUACCAUAAUUUUACAAAAAUAACCUUAAUCAGAGUCUCACUGGUCCUUCUAACUUCCGACGCAUAUGCUGAUGUAUGAUCAAUCUAGGAUUGAUCCCUGUCAUUUCUUAUUCCAACCAGUGCACCACAAUGGCUUAACAAAGUCUGUGGUAUGGACUAAGCUGUCUGUGUGAUGGUUCAUAUAAAAGAUCCCUUGCUGCUAAUCGAAGUAGGUUUCCUGUCUGAUAACCUUUACCCACAUGCCCAACACCAGUAUAACAGUGAUUAAAUGGUGUUGGGUGUCAGUAGUAGUAGAUACAUAAAAAAGUGAAGAUUAUGUAUGUGAUCUAUUUGUGAUUUUUUAAAUUUUUGUAAACACCAUUUCAGUGACCUGUUAACAAAAUAUAUAUUAGAUCACUGACUUGUUAACAAAGAAGACAUUUUAUGUAACUAGAUCAGUUUAUCUAUACUGUAAAUAAUUGAUCAUUGCCUGUAUCUUAAAUAGUACCAGAGUGAACUGUGCAUCUGAAACCAUUUAUAUUUGAAGCCCUGUAUUGGAUUUUAUAGGAUAUUAAACAAGCUUCCAUUUCGUAUCAUGUUUAUGUACCAAGUGAAAUAAUUUUCACUUAACAUUUACCUUUUGGGGAAACAGACUAUGCAAAAUAAUACAGAUAAUCAGUGCUUAGACGUAUAACACCCAAUUCGUUCAAUACAAAAUAUCAUGCAUUUUGAAUGAAAAGAAACAUUAUGGAGAAACAGUUUUAACAUUUUAUGACCACUUUGCGGUGGUUGUUUUUUUGUCAUUAAACAUGGUACAUGUACAUUUUAACAAAAUUAAAGAAUUAUAAAACUUUGUAAACAAAUGACAGUCUUUCACAAUGUCAACGAAGCCUCGUUUGUGUGUCCUUAGAAUUUGAACUUUUUUGUAAGGGAAAUUAUGUGAACAUUUGAAAUGAUGUGUCAAGAAAUUACAUCAGAACUUUUAACAUGAAUUUAAAAAACACAAUAAAGUGAAUUUUCAUCAGAAGUUUCCAAUUCGCUUGAUAUUAUGAUGUGAUGACGUUUUGAACAUGGUGUAUGGUGGGGCUCAUUCGACUGACGUCCGGUGUGGACACUGAUGUUAAAAAUGCCAUCAUAUUUUGGUUCUGCAAAUAAUGUACCCAAUAUAUCACAGCUGGAUGAUUUAGUGGAACCAAACAUUUGAAAUUGUGCAAUGUUGAAGCGACUGUAUUUUGCUCAGGUGUGGAAACGGGUGGGCGUGUCGAAGAUUUUGAUUUGCAAACAAGUAUUUUGCUGAUUUCCUUGUGUUGUUCAUCUGAUAUUCUGGCACAUGCGUUGACCGAUGCAACAUUUUUGUGCCCUAACAAGCUGCAUGAUAUGUGUGGAAGCAUGGUUAUUAACAUUUAAAGUCUGCAGCAUUGUUUUUCGUGUACUGUGGUUUGUGAAUUGUUUGUGCCCAGUUAAGUUAGCAGCUUGUGCCAUUUUUUUCAUGAAAUUACUCUGUUUGUGCCCACUGGCUGACGUUUGAACCAUAAUUCACCCUCUUUUGGAAACAAUCUGGUGUUGCUGGCUAAAUAAAUAGAGAUUAUUAUACGAGCUUGUGUGUCGUAGUGUUGUACUGAUUUUAUGAAACGAGCGAGGGUAAUACAUAAAUCCUGACACAAGUUUCGUAAAAUUAGUAUGACACACACGCGAGUGUAAUAAUUUCUUUAUUAUCCAUGUUAUUGUUGUUUUCUUUAUGAAUAACAAGACCCAAUCAAAAUGUUUCAGCCACAACUAGAAGGAGACUAAGAAAGGACGUCAUAUUUCGAAUGCACAGUCUGAGCUAGGACUUGAGAAGCAAUGUCAUUUUAUGACGUCGCUUCCCAAAAUUACGUCAUUACACUUGUUAUUACACGUGUGCUUCGUAUGAUUAUUAUUAACUCGGUUAUGUUGAACCAUAUGGGUAAUAAAAGGGGUGUUAUCGACCUGAAAAAUUGGGUUGUCUUAAACAUUGAUGGUACUUUUUAUACAGUACUAUCUGACAGCGGUCUGGCUCAGAUGGAAUCGCCUAAACACGACGGGGUAUUUUUCUGACAUCUCUGGGAUUUGCACCUGUACAUGUUUUGUUUUGGUGUGACGUUCGUUAUACUCCAGAACUUUGUUGUCAGUGUCAGUUUUUAGACCCCUGUCAUCUGCCUCUGUGGGAGUACAGACUGUAAUCCAAAAUAUAGUGUAUUGUUCCACCAUAGUGUGUGCAGUAUUGUAUUUGGGGUAUUCCCACCAAGAUGACCGGAUUCCCACAGUUUGUCAACUUGGAGAUUCUGAUUCAGCCUCACAUGGCUUGUUGUCUUUGCAUUCACGUUUCAAAUACUUUGUUUACAAGUGAGUACUUUGUGUGAUUUCGAGAAACGGGUAUCAGCCGUUAUUGAUGGGGUGUAGUUGCACCGUUUUAAAUGUCUAUCAAUGCUGGAUCGAAUACACCAUACAUGUAAACUGCUUGGCUCAUAUUCAACAUCAUUGGGUUUUUGGACAUGCAUAUUAAAUUACAUAAAAUCCAGUCUAGUUCUUCUGGUUGGAUAUUUUCUAUUUUUCGGGUUUCCUGUAGUGAUUUUGUCAAAUAAAUUAAAUUGUUCAGAA
Molecule: messenger RNA, 4435 nt
Organism: Gigantopelta aegis
Lineage: Eukaryota; Metazoa; Mollusca; Gastropoda; Neomphalida; Peltospiridae
Product: U4/U6.U5 tri-snRNP-associated protein 2-like
Exons: 14
Coding region: 1-1602 (533 amino acids)
Biological process (GO): mRNA processing; protein deubiquitination; spliceosomal complex assembly
Molecular function (GO): cysteine-type deubiquitinase activity; zinc ion binding
Source: RefSeq, a predicted model, not a curated record